UAAAUAACAGAUGAGGGUAAAAGAUCCAUCCAAAGCUCUACCUGAGAAAGAAAAAAGGAAUAGAAAGCCUUCAAUACCUCAUGAUGAAGAUUCUUCAGAUGACAUUGCUGGUUUAACUUGCCAACAUGUAAGUCACGCUGUCAGUGUGAAUCAUGUGAAGAAAGCAAUAGCGGAGAAUCUGUGGUCAGUUUGUUCAGAAUGUUUAAAAGAAAGAAGAUUCUAUGAUGGACAGCCAGUACUUCCUUCAGAUAUUUGGUUGUGCCUUAAGUGUGGUUUUCAGGGAUGUGGUAAAAACUCAGAGAACCAGCAUUCACUGAAGCACUUCAAGAGUUCCAGAACAGAGUCUCAUUGUAUUGUAAUUAAUCUGAGCACAUGGAUUAUAUGGUGUUACGAGUGUGAUGAAAAAUUAUCAACACAUUGUAAUAAGAAGGUUUUGGCCCAGAUAGUUGAUUUUCUUCAGAAACAUGUCUCUAAAACACAAACAAGUACCUUUUCUAGAAUCAUAAAACUUUGUGAAGAAAAACGUGAAACAAGUGAAAUAAAGAAAGGAAGAAAAAGUAGCAAUGUGUCAUCUGUAAAAGGAAUUACAAAUUUAGGAAAUACUUGCUUCUUUAAUGCAGUCAUUCAGAACUUGGCACAGACUUAUAUUCUUAUUGAACUAAUGAAUGAAAUAAAAGAAGAUGGUACAAAGUUAAAGAUCUCUCCUUCCACAGAUUCUCAGCUGGACCCAUUAGUGGUAGAACUUUCAAGCCCUGGACCACUGACCUCAGCCUUGCUCCUGUUUCUUCACAGCAUGGCGGAGUCUGAAAGAGGACCACUUUCUCCUAAAGUUCUUUUUAACCAGCUUUGUCAGAAGGCACCUCGAUUUAAAGGUUUCCAACAACAGGACAGCCAGGAGCUGCUUCAUUAUCUGUUGGAUGCAGUGAGGACAGAGGAAACAAAGAGAAUACAGGCUAGCAUUCUAAAAGCAUUUAACAAUCCAACUACUAAAACUGCUGAUGAUGAAACUAGAAAAAAAGUCAAAGCGUAUGGAAAAGAAGGUGUGAAAAUGAACUUCAUAGAUCGGAUCUUUAUUGGUGAAUUAACCAGCACAGUCAUGUGUGAAGAAUGUGCAAAUAUCUCCACAGUGAAAGAUCCUUUCAUUGAUAUAUCACUUCCUAUAAUAGAAGAAAGGGUUUCAAAACCUGUACUUUUGGGAAAAGUGAAUAAAUGUAGAAGUUCACAGGAGGCAGAUCAUGAUCAGUGCAGUGGUGCUGUUGCUGCAGAAAGUGCUCCUCAGCCCAGAGCUGCCAAGAAGCACCCUUCCUCCAAAGACAAGAACCAUGACAGGAAACACGUAAGAAAGUCGUCACCCGGGGAAGAGAAGACUGGUGGGCAGAAAGGCGCCGGCCUCGGGGUGAGCGGCGGGGGCGCCGCGUGUGCGGGCGCCGAGAGCCCCAGCGACGGCAGCGAGAAGGCGGCCAGCCCGGCCGAGGGCAGCGCCAGUGCCGACGCGGACAGCGAGGCCUCGGAGUCGGAGCGCGCGGCCGAGGAGCGGCUGGCCGCCGCGAUUUCCCAGCUUUGCGUGAGCCCCGCCGCGGCUGGAGACGGCGGUUUGGACAGAGAAAGUCACCCGGCGGGCCUUCCGAACCGUGCUUCCGAGAAGGGCCCGCGGUCGCGGAGUCCCCAGCACGCCUUUCAGACCCUGUCUCAGAGCUACGUCACGACCUCGAAGGAGUGCUCCGUGCAGUCCUGCCUCUACCAGUUCACGUCCAUGGAGCUGCUGAUGGGGAACAACAAGCUGCUGUGCGAGACCUGCACCGAGAGGGGGCGGAGGCGCCAGCGGGAGGCCGGCGCUGCAGAAAAGAAAGCAGAAGGAGUUUAUACUAAUGCCAGGAAGCAAUUGCUCAUUUCUGCUGUUCCAGCUAUCCUAAUUCUCCAUCUUAAAAGAUUCCAUCAGGCUGGCAUGAGUCUUCGUAAAGUAAACAGACAUGUAGAUUUUCCACUUACGCUUGACCUGGCACCAUUCUGUUCUGCUACCUGUAAGAAUGUAAGUGUGGGAGAUAAAGUUCUCUAUGAUCUCUAUGGCAUAGUGGAACACAGUGGCUCAAUGAGAGGAGGUCAUUACACUGCAUACGUGAAAGUGAGACUGCCCUCCAGGAAACUAUUGGAACACAUCACUGGAAAGAAAAGUGUACCUGGUUUGAAGGAACCUGAUAGUGAAUCAGGAGGCCAGUGGGUCCACGUUAGUGACACUUACGUGCAGGUGGUUCCAGAAUCAAGAGCACUUUGUGCACAAGCUUACCUUCUUUUUUAUGAAAGAAUAUUAUAACUAUUUGUUAAUUGUUAGUUCGCUCACUUUUAUUUGGAUGCUGCAACGGUAACCAUAAUAGGUAACGUGCCUUUGUAAUCUCUCUUCUGUAGGAAGAGCAUAUCCCUCAAAACUGCUUUAACUUUUUUUUUUUUUUUUACUGUUUUGGAGAAUGCUUUUAAAGUCACUUAAAUUUAUUGAAUGCUUUCAAAUUAAUAUCUUAAACAUAAGGACUUUUUUGUUAAAAACUUGUCCUAGGGGACAAAGAAAUUUUCUGUAAUAGAAUAAACAUCUUUAUGAUAUGGCUUAUCAUUAUAAGCACUCAGAAACAAUCCUGGUGAAUAAAAUCAUUCCAUAAUACUGCAUUUCUGAAAAGUGGGAACAUCUUCCUGGUCAUGUGAAAUAUAUCCUGUGCCAUCAUUUACUUGUUUGUUUUAACAUUUUAGCUUUUUAUACCUUAGCCAUGUUACAAGCAAUCAUAUUUCAUAUUUUACAUGCUGAUUAUUUUUCAUUAUAAAUAUUAAAAUAAAUUUUUAACUAUUAAAGAGAAAAUAUUUAUCCAUGUACCACUUGAUUUAAAAAUCAUCUCAGGGCUAUCCUAUGGUAUAUGUGUAUUAUAAUUUGGGAAACACUGCUGUACCUAUAUGAAGUAAUGCUUAAUAUAACAUAGUUACCAUGUCAUAUUUUAUAUGAUUCAGCUGUAUAAAAAGUGUUACUGUAAUUUUAGUACUGUGGGUUUACAAAUAAUUAUUGCUUAGCUUAUUGAGGUUUUGAAAAUAUUGAAACAUUUUAUAAACAUAUCAUCUGCACUAUUCAUGGAAGAUUUAGAUAAUAUCUAAGUGGUUGGCCAAGGUCAAAGUAUAAUUAUAGAUAAUUGUAACAUACAGAAUUGGUAAAUAGAAAUUGAUAAUCUAUGUGGCACCAUAGGACGUCUUUGAAAUAUGUUACCAAAUUGUAUUUGUAAAUGGUAGAGAAUUAUAUUCUUAUACUUACAGAGAAAUAAAGUACAUUUUCUAUUUA
Messenger RNA from Chinchilla lanigera (long-tailed chinchilla), 3310 nucleotides. It is a transcript of the gene Usp45, whose product is annotated as ubiquitin specific peptidase 45. Gene Ontology annotation, biological process: protein deubiquitination. Gene Ontology annotation, molecular function: zinc ion binding; cysteine-type deubiquitinase activity. The record is from RefSeq and is a predicted model, not a curated record. Lineage: Eukaryota; Metazoa; Chordata; Mammalia; Rodentia; Chinchillidae.